ACCUUCAUAGACAGAAUCACACACAUGCGCACAAACAACUUUCUCAUAAUGCUCAGAGGCAGACGCUCCAACAACAGCAUACAAAUGACUCAGGUGGCUCUCAGGAUCGUGGAAACGACUUUAUUCUUCCUUUUAUUGAACGUGGUUCACAGAAAACAGGAUUGCUGGUACAACCAUUCGGAAGAAAUCCUCCGAACGCCAAGUAAAUCAUUGUGCCUGGCUCCUGGUUCCAAACAGGGGAAGAGACUACAGCAGUGUUGGAAGAAAGCCAAGUUCAACGAAAAGUGGGUGAGAACCUGUCUAUCGCAGAAAAAGGGUCAAACAGAAAGGGAAGCCAAUGAAGCAGUAAUACAGUAAAGAAUAGUUUUUUAAAAUGUCCUUUUGAUAUGUAUGGAACUGGGCUAAGAAUUUAUGUUAAAUGUCCAUUUGUAUUUUGUUUGCUUCUGGGAGCCACACUAUUUUUGUCCUGCUAUUAAUACCGCUUUCAUGUAUCAAUGUUGCAAUGCUUUUAAAAAUAAACUGAUUGUA
Electrophorus electricus (electric eel) is the source of this 528-nucleotide messenger RNA. The record is from RefSeq and is a predicted model, not a curated record. NCBI's taxonomy places the organism in Eukaryota, Metazoa, Chordata, Actinopteri, Gymnotiformes, Gymnotidae.